AUGAUCUCCGAAGAGAGAAGGCUUGUUUUUAGUGCAGCCGUACGUACUGUUGCUUGCCAAUUGCUCAUAAUCGGCCACGUAGUGGCAUCCAACCAAUCUCUUUAUAAGGAAGGUGAUAUCCCACAAAGACAAAUGGUACUGAAGACUAACAGCACCAGAUCAAAGCCCGGUCAUCUGCAAGGAAGAAAAGCCUUUUUAAGGGACGACCUUAAAUACUACCAUCGUCUCGCCAGUAUUGCUCAUAGCGGCCACGUAUGCGGCCACGUUGUGGUAUAUCCAAAUUUUGCUAAUCUUAAGAAUAUUCGGACUUUGUUGAUAUCUGAAGAAAACGCUUUAUUCUCUAAGUGCGGCUAUUUACUGGGUCCCAAGAUCGUCCAAUCUACCACUAGUGGCAUCUGA
Messenger RNA from Cylicocyclus nassatus, 399 nucleotides. The record is from the annotation of a GenBank genome assembly. NCBI's taxonomy places the organism in Eukaryota, Metazoa, Nematoda, Chromadorea, Rhabditida, Strongylidae.